Vigna angularis (adzuki bean) is the source of this 694-nucleotide messenger RNA. Its product is annotated as protein AGENET DOMAIN (AGD)-CONTAINING P1. The coding region runs from base 91 to 531 and encodes 146 amino acids. Lineage: Eukaryota; Viridiplantae; Streptophyta; Magnoliopsida; Fabales; Fabaceae. The record is from RefSeq and is a predicted model, not a curated record. The transcript has a single exon.
AAGAGAGAUAACGUAAUACCCCAUCAACAGAAUCAAACAUCACUUUCUCUGUACUCUCACAACAGUGUUCAAGAACCCUUUUCUUCUCCGAUGCGACCACCGCAGAAGAAGGUGAAUUUCCGCAACGGCGACAAGGUAGAGGUGUGCAGCAACGAGGAGGGCUUCCUCGGCUCCUACUACCUCGCCACCGUCGUGUCGCGCCUCGACAACGGCCUCUACGUCGUACGCUACGACACGCUGCUGGAGGACGACGGGUCCCAGCCCCUCACCGAGACUCUCUUCCCCAAAGAGCUUCGCCCCAAGCCUCCGCGCCUCGUCGCCGCCUCCUCCUUUCCGCUCUGCCAGCGCGUCGACGCCUUUGACAACGACGGCUGGUGGGUGGGCGAGAUCUCCGGCAAGGUCGACGAUCACCACUACUAUGUUUAUUUCUCCACCACUCGCGAGGAGAUCGUGUACCCGUCCUCCGCAAUUAGGGUUCAUCAGGAGUGGCUCAACGGCCACUGGAUUCGCGUAAAGCCAAUCAAUCGUUGAUAGAUAUCGUGUUCUGUGUUCAAAUUUCAACCUGUAACUGAAUGGAACAUGUUCACUGUGCCUUUUGUUGUUCAUGUAAUUCUACUUCCACUUGCGUACAUCGUAUAAAUUCUUGUUCUUGAACUCUAACCUCAAUUCAGUUAUUGUCUUUUAUUUCUUUUCA